Molecule: messenger RNA, 1599 nt
Organism: Colius striatus (speckled mousebird)
Lineage: Eukaryota; Metazoa; Chordata; Aves; Coliiformes; Coliidae
Gene: MIS12
Product: MIS12 kinetochore complex component
Exons: 1
Coding region: 153-818 (221 amino acids)
Biological process (GO): kinetochore assembly; mitotic cell cycle; protein localization to kinetochore
Cellular component (GO): nucleus; chromosome, centromeric region
Source: RefSeq, a predicted model, not a curated record
GCCGCGGCCCAGGCUCCGGCCCUCGGGUAACGGCGCGGCCGGGCUGCGGCGACAGCGGCCUCCCCUCGGCCCCCGCAGCGGGGCCCGUUCUCCCGGUGCCAGCGCUCCUCCCCGGGCCUUGCCUUGCCUUCCUUGCCGGCCCAGCCGCCGCCAUGUCGGUCGAUCCCAUGGCCUACGAAGCGCAGUUCUUCGGCUUCACGCCGCAGACGUGCAUGCUGCGCAUCUACAUCGCGUUCCAGGACUAUCUCUUCGAGGUGAUGCUGGUGGUCGAGACGGUCAUCCUGAAGAAGCUGGGCGGGCUGCCCGGCUGUAACAUCAGCCACGCCAAGAUCCGCAAGAGCACGGAGAAAUUCCUUCUCUUCCUGAAGGAGCACUUCGACAAGCUCUUCGGUAAGAUGGAGGAAAUGCUUCUGCAGCUGGUGCUGAACAUCCCUAAGAACGUGCUGCUUCCCGAGGACAAGGUCCACGAGCAGUAUCCCUACAGCAAGGAGCAGUUCCAGGCGCUGCAGGAUGAGAUCCGACAGCUGCAGGAGCAGUACAGGGCGGAGGCAGCCGCGGGGCAGGCCCUGCGGGCAGAGCUGGAACAGCAGAAGGUUGUUCAGGCUCAGCUGGAGAAGAUUUUGCAAUGGUUUGAUGGGCUGGAGAAUCUCUGUCGGGAGCACGGGAUCAGCAACUUCAGAGAAAGCUUUGCAUUUCUGGCACAGAACACCCAGAAGCUGCAAGAGGUGCUGAGAGAUGUUGAAAAGAAAAGCCAGACCAUAAUGAAGCACGAUCAUGAUUGUCAUGGAAAAUCUCAAAAGGCAACAAAACCCAUUUAGACAGCUUGCUUAAAAGGACAGAGGCUCAUCUCCCCAGAAGCAUAUCCCUUAAUCCUCUAACCCUGCCAGGAUCUAGCUGUUGAACUAUCUCCAUUUGCACCUCUUUAGCACCUUUGGGGAUGUCACCCUGAAAUCCAUGUUUGGGAACCCAGCUGGGGUUGGAUAAACCAGGCUGAGAGCUACCUGCCUGAACAUUAUCUUUGGACACAGCAGAGCAGUUGUUUCUCUUUAAGAAUUACUUUUAAAACUCCCAAAACAGUAAAAGAAUCCAAGACAGACCUAUAAGUCUGUGAGUUGCAGCCUGAGGGCAGCUGCUGCUCCUGGCUGUGGAGCCCUUGCUGUGUGUGGAGGAGCCAGAGGGUGACGCUGCUGUCCAGGCUCUGCUGCCAACCAGCUCCAUUUGCACCAAGGCUGAACUGCAACACCACAGUUGUGCAGUGUCAGGGGUUCUUACCCCACCCAGCUUUGUGAAGAUGUGGCCUGUGUUCUCAUGAAGCAAGGACACUGCUGCUCCACAGCCCAAGCACACACCAGACUUUCCUGUAUAAACCUUGUGAAGACUGAUGGGCUCAAGGGCUUCCAAGUCACCUCAUUAAGCUGCUUCUCUCUCUACUUGAUUGGAAAUCCAUUAGAGCUCUUGUACAUCUUCCCCUUGGCCUCAGCAGGUUUGGAAUCUCCUCUACAGGCAUCUCAUUGAACAUCCACACUGACUUCUACUUCACCAGCUUAGCUUAAAAACAAACUAAACUGAUUCAUUUACAAGUUGCUGCAAUAAAAAAAG